Molecule: messenger RNA, 418 nt
Organism: Acaulospora colombiana
Lineage: Eukaryota; Fungi; Glomeromycota; Glomeromycetes; Diversisporales; Acaulosporaceae
Source: the annotation of a GenBank genome assembly
AUGAACAAAAAACGACCAACAAAACUUGAUCCCGAUCUAGAACUUAUUAAAUCUGACGAUGUUUGUGAUAAAAAACGUUUCAAGAAAGACCCGAAUGAAGACCUUUAUAAACCCGAAGUUCUCGAGAUAGAAAAAGGAAAGAGUAUUCUAACGGAGGAAGCUAUGUCAGACGAGUUUGCUGCUGCCAUUAGCAAAAUCCUGAAGAGUUCUGUCAAAUCGUCAGAUCAAAAUGUAUUGUCACCAAUUUUAUCACGUUCUAGAAGUAUUGAACGAGAACUUGACGAAGCAAAGCUUGAAUAUCGCGCGCGCAAAGUUAUUAAUAUGGAGAAGAAAAAAUCCGCCUCUAAAGACCGUGUAAAAACAGAUUUUGCUACUAUAGAUAAAGAAAGGAAGCUAAGAAAGGUUGCUACGAAAGGCG